Musca domestica (house fly) is the source of this 2078-nucleotide messenger RNA. RefSeq names its product protein FAM200C-like. The record is from RefSeq and is a predicted model, not a curated record. The transcript is spliced from 2 exons. Lineage: Eukaryota; Metazoa; Arthropoda; Insecta; Diptera; Muscidae. The coding region runs from base 167 to 1777 and encodes 536 amino acids.
GAAAGAGGAGUGCAAUUAAAUAUAUAAUUAAAAAUAAAGAGUACAGCAUUAAAUUGAAUUCAGUGAAGUAAAUAAUUAGUAUUUUGUGUUAUUUUGAAAACAAUAUUCAGUUUUUAGACGCUUGUGCUCAUUUUAUAUUAAAAACAAGUGUUUGUAAAAAUCUUCUAUGGACAGAUUUAUUGUUAGAUCAAAAAGAAAGGCUGACGAUGAAUCUCCCAACAAAGCAAGGCUGACCCUGGGCAAAGGAGCUGACACGAUAAUUGAAACAAGUUCAGAAUCUGAAAAGAACACCGAGUCCGAAUCGGAAAAUGAUGAAGAACCUUCAUGUUCCUCCAAAAAACGCAAUAUUUCCCGGUAUUAUUCCAAGGAAUGGGAGAUGCAAUACAGGUGGCUUAAGCAAGAUGGUGAGACAAAGCGGCCCCUGUGCAUUGUUUGUAAACAACUUUUGUCAAACCAAAAAAACCAUCUUCGACGACAUGCUGAAACAAAGAAACAUCUUAGUAACAUAACCAAAACAUCUGAAAAUGCGAAAAUACAACUGACUGAUUAUUUGCCACAUCGAAAUACAGACUUACGAAAACAUGUCGCUAUUGCUGAAAUUAAGUUGGUGUUACGUGCAAUUACAAAAAACCAAUCUUUCAAUUCUAUGGACGGACUUGGUAAAUUCAAUUCCAUGAUUUUUCCUGAUUCAAAUAUAGCUAAAUUGGUAUGUAAACAUAUUUUGGUACCAAAAAGCAAUAGGUAUAUAUAUUGUUUAAUUAUUAAGGUAUCAUGUGGUCGUACAAAAUCAACUGCAAUUGCACAGUUUCUCGGUAAAGAAGGUCAACUCGCUAUAGUCUCUAAAAUGCAAAAACAACAAUUUAGCCUCAUUAUAGACGAGACAACCGACAUUUCCAUCAAUAAAUGUCUAGUAAUGGUAGUGAGGCAAUUCAACAAGGACCGAGGAAAGACUGAAGAUAAUUUUUUUCAAUUAGUACAACCAGAAAAUGAAAAAGGCGAAACAAUUUGUAAUGCCGUUAUUGAAUCACUAGAAAAUAAUAAGAUUCCCUUAGAAAAUUUUAUCGGGUUUGCAACUGACAACGCUUCCAGUAUGGUUGGGAAAAACAUUGGGGUGUCUAGUUUAUUAAAAAAGAAAAUCCCCCACCUGUUCCAUCUUGGUUGCGUUUGUCAUUCUGUAAAUCUUAUGAAUAUUUCAGCUUUGAAAUGUAUACCAGAAGAAGUUGAAAAGUUACCCAAGAACAUUUAUAAUUUUUUCAAAAGUUCAAACAGGCGAGUAGAUUUUUCAGAAUUGCAGGAUAUGUUCAAUGUCCCAGAACACAAGCUUUUAAGUCUUUCGGAUACUAGAUGGCUUUCGUUCGAGUCGGUGGCAAAACGAAUUGUAGAACAAUGGACGAUAUUACAACAUUAUUUCCUUCGGGCUCAAUGUGAAGAAAAAUGUCCAAGGACAAUGGAUAAAAUACGUGCAAUUCAAGAUGGAUUGUCGUCUGAAAACCUCAUUUAUUUAAAAUUCUUGGUAUAUAUUUUGGGUCUUAUGAAUAAAUUUAACAAAUGCUUUCAAAGCGAGUCAUCACAAAUAGUAUACCUGAUUACAUAUACAAAGGAAAUUUUACUCCAAAUUUUACAAAAUUUCCUGAAGAAGGAAUAUAUAUCGGUCACAAAGCUAGAAAGUAUAAAUUUUAAAGAUACACAUAAUAUAAAAGAUGUUUUAAAUAUAUAUAUAGGUCAUGAAGCUGAAACAGAAAUGCAAGCUAAAAUAUACUUGAUGUUGAAUGCAUAACUAUAAAAAACAAUAUUUUAAAAUUUUACCAAAAACUUUGUGACGAGAUACUGUCAAGGAUAAAUAUAAACGAUAAACAAUUAAAUGUUUUAAGAGUUUUGCAACCAACAUUUUUUACCUCAAACGAAGACUUUAAUUAUAUUGAUCUCAUAUAUGAAUUUAAUUAUAUUAUAAGUGAACCUGAAGCUUUUAUUAGCGAAUUCAAACUAUUAGAAAGUAAAGUUAAUGAUAAGUCAUACAAACACAUUUUUAACAUUAAAAAUGUUGAGAUUUUUUGGCAUACUAUAGGUAGUUUAAAAAA